Diversispora eburnea is the source of this 1068-nucleotide messenger RNA. NCBI's taxonomy places the organism in Eukaryota, Fungi, Glomeromycota, Glomeromycetes, Diversisporales, Diversisporaceae. The record is from the annotation of a GenBank genome assembly.
AUGACAAAGGGUACUUCAAGUUUCGGUAAACGUCAUACAAAGACACACACUUUAUGCCGUCGUUGCGGUAGUCGUGCUUUUCAUAAUCAAAAAAAAAAAUGUGCUCAGUGUGGUUAUCCUUCCGCAAAAACCAGAAGCUAUAACUGGAGCGAAAAAGGAAAACGCAGAAAAACUACUGGAACUGGUCGUAUGCGUUAUUUAAAACAUUUACCUCGGCGUUUUAAAAAUGGCUUUCGUGAGGGAACUGUGGCCAAAAAACGAGCAGCUCCAGCUGCUUUUCACAAAGUAAGGGCUCAUGGCCAAAUGGAUAAGGCGCCUGACUACGAAUCAGGAGAUUCCAGAUCAUUUUCUAUAACUUUAUUAAAUCAUCAAUCGAAAUUCUUUUGUUAUUAUUAUUCACGACAACCUAAUAAUUCUAUAAAAUCUCUGUUGAAUGAUCAUGUUAUUUCAUCAAAAUAUUCUACAACAACAACAAUUUCUUCUUCAAAGGGAAAAACCGAAAUUGAACCAAAUGUAAUUUAUAAAGGUCCAUUGGCACAAACUUGCCGAAGAUUAAAAUUAUUUUCGAUAGGGUCUUUAUUAAGUACGAUAGCAAUUACACCUUUUAUUUUCUUUUUGGAUAGUGCAUUGAAUAAUAAGGCUUUAUCCUUGGUAGCAUUUAUUUUGAUAUCAACAAGUGCUUCAUCAACAAGCCUUAUUCAUUGGUUUUUAUCACCAUACGUCACCAAAAUUUUUAAAAUUCCUUCUACUACCACUACUUCUCCUCCUGAAGAUCAUAAAAAUAUUGAUAAUGAUGGUAAAUCAUCUUUAAAGAUUACACCUGAUACUUUCCUAACUUUCGAAACACUCACGUUAUUUAGCACACCAAAAUUCACCACUUUGCAAGUUAAAUCUUUGGAACCUUCCACAAGAGUAUUAACAACUUGGAAAAUUAAAAAUAAUUAUGAAAAGGAUUUAAGUGCUGUCACGAAGUCGGGUAAAAAAACAAAACCCAAGAAAUUAUUUUAUGUUAAUACAGAAUUAUAUGAAAAUUCAGAAUUUCAAGAUGUAAUAAAGCACAUUCGAUAA